CUGAUCAGCAACGCAAUUUCUAGGUUAUGUGUGAAGUCUUAAAUCUUUUUUGUUCACUUCACAUGCAUGCUGUGUUGACAGUGUUUUCAUAAUUCAAGCAUAUUUUGAAGUUUUAUAAGUGCAAAAAUGCCAAAGCAAAAGAAGAGAUACAUUGACAAAAAGAAUGCAGUGACAUUCCACCUUGUGCAUAGAAGUCAACAGGAUCCGCUGGUAACAGAUGAGAAAGCCCCACAACACGUCUUAGUCCAGCAAGAGUCCAAGGAAUCAAAGAAAGUUGAUCAAAAAGAGGAACAGAAGAAAUAUGGAAUUUAUUUCGAUGAUGACUACGACUACUUACAGCAUUUGCGUGAAAGAAAGCACACCGUCAACCAUUGGCAAGAAACACCUGCUCCCAACUGUAAGAUCAAGCUUCCAUCAUCAGUAUUCGCUUCAGAAGUUGAAGAAGAAGUGGGAAUGCUUAACAAGGCAGCUCCACAACCUGGCCUGCGCCUGGACCUCGACCCGGACAUAGUGGCUGCUAUGGACGAAGAUUUCGACUUCGAUAAUCCGGACAACGAGUUGGAGGAUGAUUUUGUGGCGAUGGCCGACGGCGUCGCCACAGACGAGGAAAGUGGCGUCGAAUACGUCGAUGACGAAGAUGAAGAGGGUUCCGACAAGGAUUGGGAGACUGAUGAAGAACAUGACAAAUUUGACAUGGAAAGCAAUUUUAGCGAAGAAGAGACCAAGUCCAGAUUCACGCAAUACUCGAUGACCAGCUCUGUCAUCAGGAGGAAUGAAAAACUCACCAUGCUCGAUGAAAAAUUUGAACAGAUGUUCGCUGAAUACGACGAUAACGAGAUAGGCGCCCUGGAUUGCGAGGAAAUCGAAGGCAACGUCGACAUGAAAUCCGAUUUGCUGAUGAAGUAUGCUGAAGAGUUCUCGAAAGCCAACGAGAAGCAGUACUUUGAACCGGAGCGGAAGUCAGUGACAUUCAAAGAGUACUAUUCGGAUGAGAGCGAUGAGGAGUUCGAUCGUAUCGAGGUGCAAAAGAAGCCUGAGUGGGAUUGCGAGUCGAUUCUCUCCACUCACUCCAACCUCUACAAUCAUCCAAAGCUUAUCGAAGAACCGACAAAGAUCAAGGUAGACCGUCGCGGAGUUCCAAUUCUGGCGCCGAAAUUAACAGCCAAAGCAUUGGCUCAACUGGGAGAAGGCUGCAAACCCAGCACUGGCCCAGGCUCCCUCGCGUCUGCUGUCUCACUCCUGUCCAUCCGAAGCAAAGAUGAAUCCGCCGAAGAGAAGAAGCAACGGAAAAAGGCAUUCAGGGAACAUAAAUCUGAGAGGAGAAUCGAAAGAAAAAUGAAUAAGGAAGCCUUCAAAGAAGAAAAGAAGAAGAUGACAAAGAUAAUGUUGAACAACAAAUUAAAUUUGCAGAGAUCUAUUGUCUAAUUUUAUUUUUAGUAUGAAGUUCAACAUUUGUGUCUGAUUUUUGUUUUGUAUAUAUAUAUACCAAUAUAAAAAAGG
Molecule: messenger RNA, 1500 nt
Organism: Nilaparvata lugens (brown planthopper)
Lineage: Eukaryota; Metazoa; Arthropoda; Insecta; Hemiptera; Delphacidae
Gene: LTV1
Product: protein LTV1 homolog
Exons: 9
Coding region: 127-1425 (432 amino acids)
Biological process (GO): ribosomal small subunit export from nucleus; ribosomal small subunit biogenesis
Cellular component (GO): cytosol; preribosome, small subunit precursor; nucleus
Source: RefSeq, a predicted model, not a curated record